This is a messenger RNA of Gordionus sp. m RMFG-2023, 1397 nucleotides long. Its product is annotated as GDP-fucose protein O-fucosyltransferase 1-like. The record is from RefSeq and is a predicted model, not a curated record. Bases 17 to 1210 code for a protein of 397 amino acids. NCBI's taxonomy places the organism in Eukaryota, Metazoa, Nematomorpha, Gordioida, Chordodea, Parachordodidae. The transcript is spliced from 8 exons. Gene Ontology annotation, biological process: protein O-linked glycosylation via fucose; Notch signaling pathway. Gene Ontology annotation, molecular function: peptide-O-fucosyltransferase activity.
CUUUACAUUUUCUGAUAUGGUUAGAUAUCCCAUGCUACAUGUUUUCGCUUUAAUUUUUAUAAUUUCAUCAUCUGAAGCCAAAAAUAACGUUGACAAGAAUGGAUAUAUUAUUUAUUGCCCUUGCAUGGGAAGGUUUGGCAAUCAGGUUGAUCAAUUUUUCGGCACUCUAAAUUUUGCUAAGACGCUUAAUAGAACAUUAGUAUUGCCCACAUGGAUUAAAUACGAUUUAUUUUCUGACAAACCGAUUUUUGUGCCAUUUGAUCACUACUUUAUGUUAGAACCUUUAAAUGUUUUUUACAAAGUAAUGCUAAUUAAAGAUUUUAUGCAUCUUGCACCUAAAGCAUGGCCUUUAUCUAAAAGAUAUACUUUUUGCCAUUCAUCUCGAAAUUUCGAGUCGAAAGGGUAUCCUAACGACUGCAACCCCAAAGAAGGAAGUCCAUUCGGCCCAUUUUGGGACAAUGUAGACGUUAAUUUUACCGCAGGAAGUCGAUUUUACUCACCUCUACAAUUUUAUCCUGCGACAUCGGAAGAUAAUUUAUUCGAAUUAAAAAAGCUAAAAUUUCUCUGGGAUACGAAAUUUCCUCCACCCGAUUACCCAGUUUUGGCUUUUGUGGGAGCACCUGGAUCUUUUCCUGUCAAAAUUAGCGACGUUCAUUUGCACGGGUUAUUGAUUUGGUCCCAACAGAUAUCCCAGAUGGUUGAUAAACAUUUUUUCGAUCUUUACGGCGUUAGGAGAUAUGAAUAUAUUGGAUUGCACUUGCGGAACGGUCUAGAUUGGAAACUUACUUGUCAACACGUGGGCCAAACGGACCAAUUGUUUUCUUCUUCACAAUGCUUGGGUGAAAAUAAUGAAUUCGGUCAACUGACGGCUCAGAUAUGUUUUCCCACCCAGGAGUUAAUAGUGUCACAGCUACGAAACGUCCUUCAAAAUUCUCCAAACAUCACCAACAUAUUUAUAGCGUCAGACAAAAACCAUAUGAUACUCUUUCUUCAGGCCAAUUUCAAGGAUAUGAAUAUUUACAAAUUGGAGUCAGAGGAUCCCCAACUCGACCUGUACAUAUUGGCUAGAGCGUACCAUUUCAUAGGUAAUUGCGUUUCUUCGUUUUCUGCCUUCGUUAAAAGGGAGAGGGAUAUUGAAAAUUUACCAACAUCUUUUUGGGGUGUUCAUCAUCUAACACGUGCCAUUAAUCUAUUCCACCAAGAGUUAUGAAGGAUACCAUCUUAAAUUUAAAAAAUCAGCCUAAUUGUUAAUCUAUAUUAAAAGAUUUCAUUUUAUAAAACAAAAUGAAAAGGGUUGUCAUCGAGUACUUUAAAUACACUCUCGGAUAUGGUCUUAUAAUAUUUAAAAAAAUCUGUUGAUAAACGUUUACAUUAUAAUUUUAAAUUGCAAGAUUUAA